This is a messenger RNA of Recurvomyces mirabilis, 1071 nucleotides long. RefSeq lists its product as uncharacterized. The transcript has 3 exons. The coding region runs from base 1 to 1071 and encodes 356 amino acids. Gene Ontology annotation, molecular function: 2-oxoglutarate-dependent dioxygenase activity. Lineage: Eukaryota; Fungi; Ascomycota; Dothideomycetes; Mycosphaerellales; Teratosphaeriaceae. The record is from RefSeq and is a predicted model, not a curated record.
AUGGCUCCCACAACGUCCCAUCAGCGCUAUCCUCCCUUCCCUGACGCCGAUGUGGAGACUGCACCACUAGUAUCAGUCUCUCUACGAAAGCUGGAAGACAGCAAUGGACCAGAAUCGCAAGCCUUCUUCGAUGCCUCAAGAAAUCUAGGGUUCUUCUACCUUAACACAGAGGGUUCGAAGCUUGGAGAUGCUCUGGUCUCUGAAGCAGAGCAACUCCAUGAACUCGAGAAGCAAUUCUUCAAGCUCAGCAAUGGUGAGAAAGAAGAGGUCGCGAGAGAGAAACUCGAUCCUUUCUUUGGCUAUCGUCAUGGUGAUAUCGACCUUAAGGACGAUAACGGUACCAAGAGGAGAAAUGAAUCCUACAAUAGUCCAAAGAUGCGCAAGGACGACUUCGUUGGCAAUUGUAAAGCCUUGCCACAUCCUCAGCUAAUCAAGGACAACUGGCCGCUGCUGCAAUCGUACACCGGCCACUGUCGUGAAGCCAUUGAUCUCAUGCUCACGCACUACGAAGUUCAUCUUCAGCUUCCCAUAGGAACACUUGCAAACCUGCAUCGGAUCGGUGAGAGAUCAGGCGACCAUGUACGCUUCAAUCAGUCUGCUGUGCAGCCUUUCACCGAAGGAGCGGCGAGGCAAGGAGAGCAUACCGACUUUGGCACGCUGACUAUCUUGGCCAAUUGGCUUGGCGGCUUACAGAUCCGCUUGCCCGGUACGGGCCAGUGGACGUACGUUAAGCCUGUGCCUGGUCUCUUGGUCGUGAAUCUUGGUGAUGCUCUGGUCAAGUUUACAGCUGGUCUACUACGAUCGAAUGUGCAUCGCGUGGUCCCGCCACCAUCACCGCAAGAUGGGCUUACUCGUAACAGUCUGGUGUACUUCUCUCGGCCUGAAGAUACCGUGAUACUGCGAAGGUUGAAGGGCGGCUUGAUCGAUCAGCAGCCAUACAGCAAUGAGCCCGAGCCCGAGAUGACGAGCCAGGAGUGGAUACAGCGACGAUCGCUGGGUGAUUUGAAAGGUGUGUAUACGCACUCUGGUGGGUUGGAGUCCAGGAUGCAAUCUGUGGCAGGCCGCGUAUAG